AUGAAGGAUGCGUCCAACGAUAAAGGGAUUUCAGCGCCUUUGAUGAUGGCCAUAAACGCCGAAUUUCAAGUUCAUUUGAUUGUAGGCACAAACCCACUUGCUGCAGCCCGCUGCAUGAAGAGCCUGGAGGUCGGUGCAAGACCAAUCAUCAUUGCGCCGGAUACUACAGAUCUCCAGUAUACGCUGUCUGAGCGUAUUGAAGAUGGAUCGGCCCAGUGGGUGCGCAGAGAAUUCCAGGAUACCGACCUGACGAGUUUGGGAAGGGAAGAAGUGGACCAUGUCGUGGACACCGUCUUCGUCACUCUAGGCGGGAGUCAUCCUCUAAGUUCUCAAAUCUCAAAGCUCUGCAGGCGUCUUAGGAUCCCUGUCAAUGUAACCGAUGCCCCUGAGCUCUGUACAUUUGGCUUGCUUUCAACAUAUUCGGAUGGCCCUCUUCAUGUGGGAAUUACCACCUCUGGGCGUGGCUGUAAGCUUGCUUCCCGAUUGAGAAGAGAAAUCUCAUCAUCACUGCCCCCAAACCUUGGAAGUGCCAUUGAUCGUCUAGGAGCCGUGAGACGGCGGCUUUGGGAGGAAGACAAUGCCCCGGGGCUAUGCGAGGCCUCGCUUGAAGGCGAAGAAGACGAUUCGACUGGACAGAGACAUACAUUCAACACAUUAGUGACAGAGGACGACGUUUCUGCUGCCAAAACACGGCGUAUACGCUGGCUCUCGCAAAUCUGCGAGUACUGGCCACUCCGCAAACUUGCUGCUAUCACUGAUUCUGACAUCGAUAAUAUUUUACAAGCGUAUUCGUCCGGCAAUGAUAACUCUAAGGGCCUUGAUUGUGUCGAAUGUAUACAGAAGAAGGGAAAAAUUGUGUUGGCUGGUUCUGGUCCAGGACACCCAGACCUGCUUACACGAGCGACGUAUCACGCAAUUCAAAACGCUGAUAUUAUUCUCGCAGACAAACUCGUUCCAGCGCCGGUUUUGGAAUUGAUUCCGCGCAGGACUGAGGUACAUAUUGCGCGAAAGUUCCCUGGCAACGCGGAUCAGGCACAGGAAGAAUUUCUACAAAUGGGAUUGGACGCCCUACGCCAUAGCCGGCAUGUUCUCCGUUUAAAGCAGGGUGAUCCUUAUCUUUAUGGACGGGGAGGGGAAGAGUAUGACUUCUUUCGAAGUGAAGGAUAUACGCCUCUUGUCUUACCCGGAAUUACUAGUGCGCUGAGUGCCUCAUUGUUCGCGGACAUUCCCGCAACCCACCGCGGUGUGUCCGACCAGGUCUUAAUAUGUACCGGCACUGGGAGAAAAGGAGCGGCUCCCGAGCCCCCUACCUACGUACCCACGCAGACGGUUGUUUUUCUGAUGGCGCUACAUCGACUAUCGGCACUGGUGGAGUCUUUAACAGCACCGCCGCAAGACGUCUCGCGUACCCGAACACCCUGGCCAAAGGAUUCACCUUGUGCCAUCAUUGAGCGCGCCUCUUGCACGGACCAGCGGGUGAUCCGCACCACCCUGGAGCAUGUAUGUCUGGCUUUCGAGGCGGAGGGUUCUCGGCCACCCGGUUUGCUGGUGGUUGGAGCCAGCUGCCACAUUUUACAUCAGCCUAAGGAUCAGAAAUGGGUUCUCGAAGAAGGUUUUCGUGGGCUGGAUGAGCUACGGCACGUAUCCGAUGAACUCAUAAUCCAAGAAGACUAG
Messenger RNA from Aspergillus tanneri, 1674 nucleotides. Its product is annotated as putative siroheme synthase. Lineage: Eukaryota; Fungi; Ascomycota; Eurotiomycetes; Eurotiales; Aspergillaceae. Gene Ontology annotation, molecular function: uroporphyrin-III C-methyltransferase activity. The record is from RefSeq and is a predicted model, not a curated record. Bases 1 to 1674 code for a protein of 557 amino acids. The transcript has 2 exons. Gene Ontology annotation, biological process: siroheme biosynthetic process; sulfate assimilation.